UGGAGUCUGCCAAUAACAGGUCGAGUUGCGCUCAGCUUCAACGCUACAUUCUGGAGGCAGUACAGAACGAAGUCCCCAUUCCGAGUAAUCUCUCAUAAAUACAGAGAAGAAGAGAAGCUGUAUGCCUAUAAUAUAAUAGGCUGCGCCGUCGAUUAAUUAGGUUACAUGGACUCAAGAGAAAGCUAAUUAUUUUGGCGAAUGAAUAUAAUUGCAUAGCCUAUUAAACGGCUUGGAAACUCAGUCGGCUCUUCACUACAAAUCUGACCUAGGCUACCUGUGUAGAGGGGUUUGAUUUUACUCAUAUCCUGGAUCAAUAGUUUUCUCGUGUGCUUUUCUGUCGGGUUUAUAUUUGUUUGUAGCAAACGGCUUCCGAGUGCGACUGGAAUACGCGUCUGCACCGGGGAUUGAAUUGAUACAUCAUAACCGACCGGAAUUGAGAUUGUGAAUAAACAAGACAUUGUUCAGGGUAACGUAACCUCACUCUACAACCCAAUACAUCUGGGUAAACUGAACGUGUAUUUCGAUAGCCGAGAACGAUACUAAACCUGCAUAAUGCCUCUUGCACAUCUUGCGGAGCCAUGGCCCCAAAUGGAACUAGUUACACUGGACUCAGAGAAUGGGCAAAGCGUCACGGAGGAUGGGGUCCCACCUGCUGGUCACAAGGACAGGUCCCAUAUUACCUGGGUAGAGAAGGACUUUGCCAAUAUUACUGCCAAGAAACACCAGACCAAUGCUUUGGCCAGCUGCAGCGCGCCACAGACGGGCAAUGAGACAGACGCCUCAUGUGUAGACCGUCAGAACAGGACCCCGUGUAUGGACAAUGAUGUCAUCAAGGAGAUCAACAUCACCAACGUGGUCAAGGAGGGCUCAGAGAAAGCCGACGCCCGCCAGUUUGAGCUGCUUAAAGUGCUGGGCCAGGGCUCCUUUGGCAAGGUGUUCUUGGUGCGGAAGGUGACACCUCCCGACGACAACGAGCUGUAUGCUAUGAAGGUCCUGAGAAAAGCCACCCUCAAAGUGAGAGACCGGGUGAGGACCAAGAUGGAGAGAGACAUCCUGGCAGACGUCAACCACCCCUUCGUGGUCAAACUCCACUACGCAUUUCAGACAGAGGGAAAGCUCUACCUGAUCCUGGACUUUCUGAGAGGUGGAGAUCUCUUCACCAGACUGUCUAAAGAGGUGAUGUUCACAGAGGAGGAUGUGAAGUUCUACCUAGCAGAGCUGGCUCUGGGCCUGGACCACCUGCAUAGCCUGGGCAUCAUCUACAGAGACCUCAAACCUGAGAACAUUCUACUGGAUGAAGAGGGCCAUAUCAAACUCACAGAUUUUGGCUUAUGUAAAGAGGCUGUUGACCAAGAGAAGAAGGCGUACUCCUUCUGUGGUACGGUGGAAUACAUGGCGCCAGAGGUGGUGAACAGGCAGGGCCACAUACAGAGCGCCGACUGGUGGUCGUUUGGGGUACUGAUGUUUGAGAUGCUGACCGGCUCGCUACCGUUCCAAGGGAAGGACCGCAAAGAGACCAUGAACCUCAUCCUCAAGGCCAGAUUGGGAAUGCCCCAAUUCCUGAGUACAGAGGCCCAGAGUCUCCUCCGAGCUCUGUUCAAGAGGAACCCCAUCAACAGAAUGGGUUCUGGGGCGGAUGGUGCAGAGGAGAUCAAACGCCACACUUUUUUCUCCACCAUCGACUGGAACAAACUGUUCCGGCGAGAGAUCCCACCCCCGUUCAAGCCGGCGGUGGCCCGACCAGACGACACCUUCUACUUCGACUCAGAGUUCACCUCCCGCACACCCAAAGACUCCCCAGGUGUUCCACCCAGUGCCGGAGCCCACCAGCUCUUCCGUGGCUUCAGCUUCGUUGCCCCAGCCAUGCUGGAUGAGGAGGGGGCCAAGGAACCGGCCAAGCCCACACCACAUCCAGUGGUCCAGCAACUCCAUGGAAAGAACGUGUUGUUCAGCGACGGCUACAUGUUGAAGGAGGACAUCGGCAUGGGCUCUUUCUCCGUUUGCAAGCGCUGCAUCCACAAAGCCACCAACACAGAGUACGCUGCCAAGGUGAUUGACAAGACCAUGACAGACCCCUCAGAGGAGAUUGAGAUCCUGUUGAGAUACGGCCAGCACCCCAACAUCAUCACCCUGAAGGACGUGUAUGACAAUGGGAAGCAGGUGUAUCUGGUGACAGAGCUGAUGAGAGGUGGGGAGCUGCUGGACCGGAUCCUCAAACAGAAGGUCUUCUCAGAGCGAGAAGCCAGCUCCGUGCUCCACACCAUCACCAAGACUGUAGAAUACCUCCACGCACAGGGGGUUGUCCACAGGGACCUAAAGCCCAGUAACAUCCUUUAUGUAGAUGAGUCGGGGAACCCUGAGUCUAUCCGGAUCUGUGACUUUGGUUUUGCCAAGCAGCUGAGAGCUGACAACGGCCUGCUAAUGACUCCAUGCUACACCGCUAACUUUGUAGCCCCGGAGGUGUUAAAGCGUCAGGGCUAUGACGAGGGCUGUGACGUAUGGAGUCUGGGAGUGUUGUUGUACACCAUGCUGGCUGGCUUCACGCCGUUUGCCAACGGGCCCGAGGACACUCCAGAUGAGAUCCUGAGCAGGAUAGGCAGUGGUCACUUCACCCUGACUGGAGGCAACUGGGAUGCCGUGUCGGAAGCUGCGAAGGACCUGGUGUCUAAGAUGCUUCACGUGGACCCCCACCAGCGGCUGACCGCAAUGCAGGUCCUCAAGCACCCCUGGAUCGUCCAGAGGGACAAGCUAUCCAACAGCCAGCUGCAGCACCAGGAUGCCAAGCUAGUCAAGGGGGCGAUGGCUGCCACCUACUCUGCCUUGAAGAGCUCCCAGCCCACCCCGGAGCUCAAGCCCAUCGAGUCGUCCUUCCUGGCCCAGCGACGUGUCAAGAAGCUCCCCUCCACCUCUCUGUAGAUCCAUCAGAGAGAAACCAUGAACACCCCCAGACUCUAGCUAGAACGUCAGCCAGUACAGGAACAAGUCACGGGACUGAAGAGACCAGUAGAUCCCCUCUAUCUAACCAGCCAAGGACCACUGACUACUCUACUGCCGUCUCCUCCCCUGGCAGUGAUAUCAAUACUCUGCUGCAGUCUCCUCCCCUGUCAGUGAUAUCAAUACUCUGCUGCAGUCUCCUCCCCUGGCAGUGAUAUCAAUACUCUGCUGCAGUCUCCUCCCCUGCCAUCGAUAUCGCUACUCUGCUGCAGUCUCCUCCCCUGCCAUCGAUAUCACUACUCUGCUGUAGUCCCUUCCCCUGCCAACGAUAUCACUACUCUGCUGUAGUCCCUUCCCCUGCCAACGAUAUCACUACUCUGCUGUAGUCCCUUCCCCUGCCAACGAUAUCACUACUCUGCUGUAGUCCCUUCCCCUGCCAACGAUAUCACUACUCUGCUGUAGUCCCUUCACCCGCCAUCGAUAUCACUACUCUGCUGUAGUCCCCUGUCCUGCAAACGAUAUCACUACUCUGCUGUAGUCCCCUGCCAGUGAUAUCGCUACUCUGCUGUAGUCCCCUGCCAGCGAUAUCGCUACUCUGCUGUAGUCCCCUGCCAACGAUAUCGCUACUCUGCUGUAGUCCCCUGCCAACGAUAUCGCUACUCUGCUGUAGUCCCCUGCCAACGAUAUCGCUACUCUGCUGUAGUCCCCUGCCAACGAUAUCGCUACUCUGCUGUAGUCCCCUGUCCUGCCAACGAUAUCGCUACUCUGCUGUAGUCCCCUGUCCUGCCAACGAUAUCGCUACUCUGCUGUAGUCCCCUGCCAGUGAUAUCACUACUCUGCUGUAGUCCCCUGCCAGUGAUAUCACUACUCUGCUGUAGUCCCCUGCCAGUGAUAUCACUACUCUGCUGUAGUCCCCUGCCAGUGAUAUCACUACUCUGCUGUAGUCCCCUGCCAGUGAUAUCACUACUCUGCUGUAGUCCCCUUCCAGUGAUAUCACUACUCUGCUGUAGUCCCCUAUCCUGCCAACGAUAUCGCUACUCUGCUGUAGUCCCCUGCCCUGCCAGUGAUAUCGCUACUCUGCUGUAGUCCCCUGCCAGUGAUAUCGCUACUCUGCUGUAGUCCCCUGCCAGUGAUAUCGCUACUCUGCUGUAGUCCCCUGCCAACGAUAUCGCUACUCUGCUGUAGUCCCCUGCCCUGCCAGUGAUAUCGCUACUCUGCUGUAGUCCCCUGCCCUGCCAGUGAUAUCGCUACUCUGCUGUAGUCCCCUGCCCUGCCAGUGAUAUCGCUACUCUGCUGUAGUCCCCUGCCCUGCCAGUGAUAUCGCUACUCUGCUGUAGUCCCCUGCCCUGCCAGUGAUAUCACUACUCUGCUGUAGUCCCCUGCCAGUGAUAUCACUACUCUGCUGUAGUCCCUUGCCAGUGAUAUCGCUACUCUGCUGUAGUCCCCUGCCAGUGAUAUCGCUACUCUGCUGUAGUCCCCUGCCAGUGAUAUCGCUACUCUGCUGUAGUCCCCUGCCAGUGAUAUCGCUACUCUGCUGUAGUCCCCUGCCAGUGAUAUCGCUACUCUGCUGUAGUCCCCUGCCCUGCCAGUGAUAUCAGUAGUUUCUCUUUCCUCUUGGAUGGGCUUCUGGGCAUGGUCACUUGAUGUCAAUCAACCUGGACAAGCAACAAGACAUGGUUGGGGAUGAGGGGGCAGUGGGGUAGGGGCAGGUUAUGGCAAAUUUGUUAGCAGUAUAUUUUGGAUAAGAGGUGUGUGCGUAAGUUGUGAGACAACCUGCUACCACAGAGGACGUUGAUGACCAUUGAGGAUGUUUCAGUUGUGUUUUUGUUCUGCUGUCGCUUUGAUUGGCUCUUCAUCUCCCCUCAGCAUCGCUGUGAUUGGCUGUCGCUAAACUCUCUGCAUGUCUGUCUUUCGUGUGUCAUUCUCUCUCAAAUUGAUCAGCUUGCCAAAUCGAUUAGUUUGUUUUUGCUGUUUUACCAUUGAAAGCUGGAAAGGACAAUGGCACAAAACGAGAUCACAGUCCAUCACUAUCAUUUUCCUACAUUUUCAAUGAACAUUAAAAGAAAAAAAAAAAACGUUUUGCCAUAAAUGCCUCUCGUUUUUGAGACUAUACUGGAACUAGGAAUUCUGGGUAAUGUAGUCAAUUGUAAUGUUUUUUCCCAGGCCGAAUUUCUCACUCUCACUCUUGCAUGACUUGCAGUGCGUAUAGUCCAGGGAAGGGCACAGAAAGUUGUUUGCAUGGUCUGGUGCAGUGUGGCGUCAUGUUGCUUUGUCCUUCUCUUAUCUGCACUUUUCUUGGUGACAUUGCCGAUUCUGAGAAAAAGAAAAGAUUUGAGAUAUGGCCAAAUAUUUUUAUUGUAAAAAAAAAAGAGAAAAUAAUAUCUAUAAAGCCACUAACAAGGUGGAAUGUUCAUCUUUUUUUCCCCCUUUUUUUUCAUUGUGUUUUCUUCUUGGAUAUGUGUAUUUGAAUGUCGUCUCGCUUGUAUUUGCUUUUGUUGUUGAAAGGCAUGUUGAACGCGCGCACACACACACACACACACACACACACACACACACACACACACUCACUCACUGUUGGAGCGUCCAUGAUGGACUCUUUCCCACAGCCCUCCUCUCUCUGUGUUUCAAUGUCAAGUAUGGUGAGAGUGAUUGUCAAAACGAUUGUACUGAGCACUCAAAUGCACUCUCUCCUUUAAAGAUAUUCUCCGGUACUUUUGUAUACUUAACCAGUAGUUCUGAAAAGUAGCGCCGGCGAGCCAAAAAUGGUCCCCGAAAAUUGCCUACCACGUCAUUGCUCUCUCUUGCUCUGCUGGGUGUGCUUCUUGCUAGUUGUCAGUCAAAUAAUGAGGGGCUGAAGCUCAUUGGCUGAAACUCUAAUUAAUAGGGGGCUGGCCCACGUGCCGGUAAAUGUAGGGAAAAUGGUGCCGCACAGCUUCCAGAAAACUGUUGCUUUCAAACUCGGGAUUUCUUAGCUAAUUGAGAUAAGACUGUAAUUCUGCUCAUAGAUUAUGCAUGUAUGAACUACACAUUGACACAUCCAGCCCAAAGCAGGAGAUUUAAAAAAGACUUACUAGUCGCCAAAGUACCGGAGCGUGUCUUUAAGGUCUCUGUAAAGUACAUAGGAUUUUCUUUUAUUUAGACAAUCCUUGACAGGAAUAUUUUUUGUGCUUUUCUGAUUUGAUUGGCCUGUCUGCUGGUCUUAAUCAGGACUUAUAAAGUAAAUGUUCACAGGUCCUUUCUGUCUCCUAUUCAGUUUGACGUUGUCUGAGUAGGAGUGCUGAUCUAGGAUCUGUCCAUAUAAUCUUAUUCUAUACGAUCUUACAGAUACAACUGAUCCUGGGUCAGCACUCCUACUCCGAGACGCAUUGUGGAUACGGGCUGUGGACUCUAGUACAGUAUAGGUCACAACAACGUCUUUCUUGACUAGAGGUUCCUAUGGGAUAGUACAUGUCUGCGUGGCUAAGUUUUUUUGGUAGCUUUUAAAUUCCUUAAGGGCCGAAUUCCUAGACACAGUAUCUGCGUUGAACAUGCUUUUUAGUCUAGGACUUGUCCGGGAAACUGGCCCCUGCGCCUACAGCAUAAAUAUCCUGUAUGUUUAUGUAGGCUUGGAUCUUUAGUCUUAGAUAUGUGAUGCAUAUCUGUAGAAAGGAAGGGAUAACUCUUUCUAUGGGAAACGCAUUAUUAAGAAGAAACAGCUCAAGAUGAAGGGAACGUUUGACUAAAACAAGAAAUAACAGCAACCACCCACUGGGACUCCUCGUAGUAACAGUAGCCCAUCUGCUACAGUAGCAUAGUGACAUUACUACAGUUGCAAAGUAUGAAAACCCCUUUCAUCUCAGAUCAAGUGGAAUACAUAGUUAUGUUUAUUUAUUUUUUUAAAUCAAGUUCUUUAUAGCUUUUUCAUUUCCUUUUUUUUAUUUAACCUUUAUUUAACUAGGCAAGUCAGUUAAGAACAAAUUCUUAUUUAAAAUGACAGCCUACCGGGGAACAGUGGGUUAACUGCCUUGUUCAAGGGCAGAGCGAGCUACAAAGGUUGAGAUUAAACGUUUAAUUUACUAUGAUGAUAUUUACCUCCUUUUGUCUGUUCUAUUUUGUUGUACCUUUUCUUAUAAGGGUCCAUAAACAUUUCUCGUGGCAAAAACACGAUUCACCAGUGAAUUGCAACCUAACUCAGACACGUCCCACGAUUAUGCCAUCUAGAACCAAUGAAAUGACAUCUUUGCUGCCUAGAUUUGUUUUGUUGCCACGACCAUUGUGUUUGGACCCUGAAGUGGGUGCUUUCUUUGGUAUGGAACUAUUCUAUGUGUUUGUUCCUCUUGCUUUGUAUUCCCUUCUUUCCUGGUUUUCCAUGUGGGAUGGGAUGGGGUGAACUUCCUGGUUUUCCAUGUGGGAUGGGAUGGGGUAGUUCACCCUCUUCUGCCAUUGCAGCAGUGGGGAUUCAGGCCUAUAGGGAGUUCUGAUGAGAUGCCUUUCUAUUAAAAAAACUUUUCUCUGCGCUGA
This is a messenger RNA of Salmo salar (Atlantic salmon), 7434 nucleotides long. Its product is annotated as ribosomal protein S6 kinase 2 alpha. Gene Ontology annotation, molecular function: protein serine/threonine kinase activity; ATP binding; magnesium ion binding. NCBI's taxonomy places the organism in Eukaryota, Metazoa, Chordata, Actinopteri, Salmoniformes, Salmonidae. Gene Ontology annotation, biological process: intracellular signal transduction; protein phosphorylation. The record is from RefSeq and is a predicted model, not a curated record.